Molecule: messenger RNA, 1857 nt
Organism: Trichomonas vaginalis G3
Lineage: Eukaryota; Parabasalia; Trichomonadida; Trichomonadidae
Product: sphingomyelin synthase-related protein 1 family
Exons: 1
Coding region: 1-1857 (618 amino acids)
Biological process (GO): ceramide biosynthetic process
Cellular component (GO): endoplasmic reticulum membrane; Golgi membrane
Molecular function (GO): sphingomyelin synthase activity; ceramide cholinephosphotransferase activity
Source: RefSeq, a predicted model, not a curated record
AUGAAUGAUCAAUUAAGUGCUUUUGAAAACAGAGAUGUAGAGAUUGCUCAAUCUAAUGACCAAGAUGAUCUGCUGAAUCUAGCUGAAGUCGAGAUUCCUAUUAAAAUUCAUAAUACUGCAACUUGGAGCGAAAAAAAUCUGAAUUCAAAUAUUUUAACAAUACAAAUCAAUCUUCUCAUUAGCUCGAUACUUUCUGUAUUUUAUCCAGAUGAACCGCACAUUAUGACAAAAAUAAUUUGUGCUUUCAAAGACGUAAUUUCUCUAUCUCCUAAACUUUUCCCGUCAUUGACUCUCCAAACAUUAUUCAAUAUCAUUCUAGCCAUUCCUUCAAUUAUCAUUAUCUCCUUAAACGCUGCAAAAAGACAUUAUGAAAUUGAAAAUCCUCGUUAUGAAAAAUUUUAUAUUUUAAUUAAGAAAAUCAUGAAUGUUUUCACAAUAUUCAUCAAUGUACACACAGGAGCCAUGUUUGGAUACUUAGUUGGUGACUUUUCAACUAAUAUUCCAUUAGGAAUUUCUGCUUUAGUUGUACAGUUGAUCUGGCAUUCUUCUUUAUUAGAAUUAGAUUACCUCUCUGCAUUCGGACAUGAUUUCAGUCCUGUAAUUGCAGGAUUAUUUGAAAAUUCACCGGCUUUAGUAUUUGGUAUGUACUCAGUAGCUCAACUUUCAUUCCCAAGAAAGGCAAGCGUAUAUAUUUACACAAUUCCGAUUCUUUUAAUGAGUUUAAUUACAUUAUAUUGCGUUGCAAAAACUUCAUGGUUUGUUGGCAAUAGGAAAAAAGCAGCAACAACAGUUGGUUGUUUUAUGAUUUUCGUCAUCACAAAUUUGCUUCAAUAUCUUAUUCCGUCAAAAACUGUUUAUUGGCUUACAGUUUGCUAUAUUCUGAUCAAUGUAUUGGCAAUAUUCGGUGAGUGGAAGCUUCCUGCUCCAGUAAUUAAGAAAUCCAGGAAGAUAAAUAAAGAAAACCGUCAAACUUACAAUGACGGGCCAAACGAAACGGAAGUGAGACCAAAGAACAAAAUAUUUACAUUUGAACCACAAGAUUUUGCAACUCUUUUCGUUUUCGUCUUUGGUAUUUUACUUAUGACUUAUUUCAACGCAAUGGCAGCUCGCCAGAUGCCAAUUGGACAACCAUUGCCAGACUUUAUCCAUAACAUAUUCAAUACAGGCCAUGAAAUCAGAGGAUCAAAGACAUUUUUGGAAAUGCAGUUUUCAAACAUGCUUUGCGUAGUAUAUAUCGCAUAUUCAUUCAUAUUGGUACUUGCUUUCCCCGAUGUAACAAACGCCAGAAAGUUUUUGAUUCUUUAUGGUGUUGAAUGCGUCAUAAGAGCUUUUUCUUUCAUCAUUACAUCGAUGCCAGCACCAUGUACAGGACUUCCUAAUUGCCCUUGCGCUGAUCCGAAGGAACUUGCUCGAAUUAGAGCAUUGCAUCCCCUGAAGAUCGCUUUGACAUGGACAUUUGGAUUCGGAAUGUUCGCGAAAUUACCUCAAUGUGGUGAUUUGAUUGUUUCCGGACACACAAUGUUCAUGUGGCAGACAAGCAGAUGGAUAAUGGAAGUUACACAACGAAUUUUACCAACAUGGCUCUCUUUUCUUGUGAAAUUGGCUUCUUAUUAUACAUUUUUGACUGGAAUUUGUUAUAUUACAUUGUCUAGGAACCAUUACACAAUAGAUAUUUGGUUUGGAUUCAUUAUUUCUGAAGCUUGCUUCUAUAUCUACGGAAUGUUGGAAGAAAAAGUUGAAGAUGCAAGCAACAACCAGUUCAUGGUGAGAGUUUUGAGAUGGUUUGAAACAAGGAAAAUACCAAUUCUCAAAGAACCAUACGAAAUAGAGGAACCUUCCGAAAAGGAUGAGGCUUAG